Messenger RNA from Drosophila rhopaloa, 1501 nucleotides. RefSeq names its product short stature homeobox protein 2. Gene Ontology annotation, cellular component: nucleus. Gene Ontology annotation, biological process: regulation of transcription by RNA polymerase II. The record is from RefSeq and is a predicted model, not a curated record. Gene Ontology annotation, molecular function: DNA-binding transcription factor activity, RNA polymerase II-specific; sequence-specific double-stranded DNA binding. The transcript is spliced from 5 exons. Lineage: Eukaryota; Metazoa; Arthropoda; Insecta; Diptera; Drosophilidae. The coding region runs from base 113 to 1357 and encodes 414 amino acids.
ACGCCGAAUGCCAUUGGUGUGGACUAUAAAAUAGUCGGCAACUAAGUUCCGUUACAGCAACUUAUGCUCGAACGCAUAAAAAAACUGCGGCUAUCAUUUAUUUACUAAAAGCAUGGAGCAGUUGGCACAGUUUGUGACAAAGUCCUUUGAAUUUAACUUAACCAACAACAGUGUUCACGCCUUGUUCAAUUCUAUGACGGGCGCGCGAAUUAAAAAGCAUGCGGAAGUGAAAAACUCCAUAUUCAUAAAUUCCAUCAGUUCCGGCGGCAGUUACGCCGAAACUUGCGCGAGUGGCGAAGAAUCGGUGGAUAUAGACAUAACCGACUUGUCCGUUUCGGAGAGCAAUACGAUUCUCGCGGUCGAUCCGGAGCCCCCCGAGGAAUCCCAAUCCCAUCAAGAGGAGGCCGUGGAAAAGUAUCGCCUAAGCCCCAGUUUUCGCAAGGCUGUGGAGCCCAAGCCCAAAAAUUGGCUAAUAUCAGAUGACUUGGAGGUGGAGUCCCAGCCGGAAGAUCCGAAAGUUUCUGCGGUGGUAGCCGCCAACAUAAGCGAGUUCGAGGAUGACAGUGACUCACCGAAGUUGGCGCCGGAUAAGCCGGUCCCGACCGAAAAAUGCGUCUCCCCAGAACCAAGCAGAAUCCGGGAGCACUGCGACCAUCUGGACUCGUCGGUGGUCAACACCAAGCAGCGAAGAUCGCGGACAAACUUUACGCUCGACCAGCUGAACGAACUGGAGCGACUCUUCGAGGAAACGCACUAUCCGGAUGCCUUUAUGCGCGAGGAACUGAGCCAGAGAUUGGGACUCAGCGAGGCCAGAGUGCAGGUUUGGUUUCAAAAUAGAAGGGCGAAAUGUAGAAAGCACGAAAACCAAAUGCACAAAGGAUUCCUGGUGGGCAGUCGUAGUCCUCCAAUCGCAACUCCGCUGGAACCCUGUCGCGUGGCGCCCUACGUCAGUUUGGCCGCCCUUCGAAGCUCAUCCGUUCCGUCUCAUCCCGCUGCAGCCGCGAGCUCGAAUCCCCAAGCACCCAGUGGCACGAGUUCCGGCAAAGUGGUCAGCGUGGAUUCGCCACAUCCUCCGGCGAUAUCGCGCUCGGCCAUCAAGCAGUUUUCCAACACCGUUGCUGCAGCCGCCGCCUUUUCAGCAUUCGAUCCAGCGAUUAUUUCGGUGGCAGCUCACCAGUAUGCUGCAGCCAUUACCAAUGGAACCGUGCCGGCUGGACUUUUUUCUGUGCCACAAUAUUCAAUAAAUCUGGCUGCCUUUGCCGCAGCUCACAGCAAGAGUUCCAGCAUAGCAGACCUAAGGAUGAAAGCCAAGAAACACUCAGAAUCGUUGGGACUUCAAGCAGAUAUGGUUCUUUAGUAGACAGCUUCACAUAGAUUAUAAAAAUGUACAUUCAAUUGAUGAUAUGGUCAUAUUCCGUCUAUCAUCGUAAUAAAAAAGAAUAGCCACAUUUAUUUAUUUAAUAAAAGUUUUACUUAAUAAAUCUAACGAAUAAGAUUGAUU